Heteronotia binoei (common prickly gecko) is the source of this 513-nucleotide messenger RNA. It is a transcript of the gene CLPS, whose product is annotated as colipase. The record is from RefSeq and is a predicted model, not a curated record. Lineage: Eukaryota; Metazoa; Chordata; Lepidosauria; Squamata; Gekkonidae. Gene Ontology annotation, cellular component: extracellular region. Bases 55 to 411 code for a protein of 118 amino acids. The transcript is spliced from 3 exons. Gene Ontology annotation, biological process: lipid catabolic process; positive regulation of catalytic activity; digestion. Gene Ontology annotation, molecular function: enzyme activator activity; lipase binding.
UCUGGAAUCUUCUCAUAAGAGCAUCAUAUCCACUGCUUCCACAUCUGAGAAAGAAUGGAAAGAGUUUUGAUUUUAUUGCUGCUUCCACUUGUCUUGGCAGAGUCCAGUUAUAGUCAAACGGAAUUCAUCAUCAAUUUGGAGAAUGGAGAAUUAUGUCUUCAGAGUGCCCAGUGCAAAAACGGAUGCUGCCACAGGGAUAGAGGGAUGAGUCUGGCUCGUUGUACAAAUAAAGCAGCUGAGAACCAGGAGUGUUCCCGCAAGCAUCUCUACGGGGUUUACUACAGGUGUCCCUGUGAGAAUGGCUUAUCUUGCAAUGCUGACAGAACUAUUGUGGGGAGCAUCAUCAACACAGACUUUGGCAUUUGCCAGGACCCAGCUAAACAAUACAAAGUCAAUGAUGAAAGCCAUUAAAGAUACACAGAUGCUCUUUUGUGCCUCCCUAUAGUGAUGCAGCUAUCACCUCUUUCAGGACAAAAAUCACUCCUGUCUUUGUGCAUAUCUUACAAGGUCCCC